This is a messenger RNA of Diprion similis, 5274 nucleotides long. RefSeq names its product nephrin-like (gene sns). Gene Ontology annotation, biological process: cell-cell adhesion. Gene Ontology annotation, molecular function: cell adhesion molecule binding. Gene Ontology annotation, cellular component: cell-cell junction. The record is from RefSeq and is a predicted model, not a curated record. NCBI's taxonomy places the organism in Eukaryota, Metazoa, Arthropoda, Insecta, Hymenoptera, Diprionidae.
GGAAGAUAUAAUAUCGAUAGAAAUAAAAUUCGUGCCAAUAGUGAAGAUAUUACUGCCUAUCUCACGUAACUCGUGAUUCGAGCAACGAAACAGAAAUCAUAUCGUCCGAUCGGUGCCAAAUUGUGAACGAUCAUCCUUGUGUGCAACGAGAUAUAUCGAAGGAUUGUGAGUGUGUGUUUCUUUUGUUUCAUCACCUCGAGGAGUUGUCGGUUGACCGCGGCUGCGUUCAGACUGUAAAUACUGUAACAAGUGAGUUAAUGUGAUGCGCGCUGCGUGAUUUGCGCCAGUUUUUUUUUCAAAUUCUGCGGCGAACUUCACGACGCUGAAAACAAAAGACAAAAAAGAAUAAUGCCCUGCGCUCAAUCCUGUGCCAAAUGUUUCGCGGAUAAUUCGUGUGCUACCGGUAAUAAAUGCGAGGAGAGUGAAUCGUCGGUUAUAUUCGAAUCAUAGUGUUCCAUGUAUAUCCUGUCGUGAACGAAUAGAUAAAGAAAGUGAAUAAAUUUUGGACAAUAACGAUACGAGGAUUGCUCCGGGUCUCUUCUCGAAAGAAUCGCUUUCUCAAAUCGAAUAAUUAUAAAUAAUUUACGUGCGUAUAACAGGUAUUUAGUAUCGUGUGUAAUUCUAACUGUGAAUCAUCGAAGAAGAAAUCUUAAACACCGUAAGCUGUACAGUUUUCUUUGUGAAUGUACAAUCGUUUCUUUUUCUAUAUUUAAACAAAAAGUUGGUGAUAUUAAAAGUUGGAAAAAUAAUUCCGUCAAAAGUUUAUAAACACAAUUUGUGCAUAUCGAUUGAUACUAUCGAAUCGCCGAAAUGGAUGCAUCGAUGGAAAUGAAGUUCUUCCUUCCCCUACUCGUCGCUCUCUACGUGGCUGCUUUUGUAUCAGGAGAAGCACAGCAGUACUUCAGGGUCGCACCAAGAAACAGUUCGGUACUCGAGGGUGGCGAAGUCACUAUACCCUGCGAGGUUGGAAACAGAGUCGGAAUUGUUCAAUGGGUCAAGGAUGGCUUCGCCUACGUCAUUUUGGCCGAUGGGCAGAUCGUUGGGUAUCCACGAUUCCGAAUGGUCGGGGACCAGAACGCGGGUGUUUAUAACCUGAGAAUCACCGACGCCUCGCUAACCGACGAUGGCGAAUAUCAGUGCCAAGUUGGCCCCUUCAUGCGAACCGUAAAAGCGAUCCGAGCCAACGCCCAUCUCAACGUUAUAUCACCGCCGAUAAAGGUCGAGAUCAGCAACUACCAGGAACACGCAAAAAUCGAGGCGAAGGUUGGCCAGUCCUACCAGCUCCAUUGUUCCGUGAGGUUGGCUAAACCUGCCGCAACGAUAGUUUGGUACCGAGGAAACGUUGAAGUCAAGGGCGGGGCGUCCGACAUCGAGUCGAUACCAACCGAGGAUGACAAAGAAAUGCCGAAGGCAGGUGAAUCGAGGAAGAAACUGUUGAAGUACGACACCCACGGCUCAAUUACAAUUGUCCCGACCGCCGACGACGAUGAAACCGACUACACCUGCGAAGCCAGACACCCGGCCAUCCCGGUCGACAUGCCUAUGCGAGCGACAAUAAAACUGUCUGUCCUUUAUCCUCCUGGUCAGCCUUACAUCGAGGGCUACACGGAGGGUGAAACAGUGAGACGAGGACAGCAGGUUGAUCUGGUCUGCAGAUCACGAGGCGGAAAUCCCCCGGCGCAGGUUGUUUGGUUCAAAAACGACGAGCAAAUUACAACGGCCUACCGUACCGAGGCUUCCUUUUCCGAAAACGUUCUUUCUUUCGAGGCAAAGGCGACAGAUAACAAGGCGCGAUUCACGUGCGAAGUAUCAAACAUCAUGAGCGUCACACCGCUCAAAGUCCACGUCGACUUGGCUGUUCUUUUUGCUCCAACCGGGGCGAUAAUCACGGGCCCAACGGAGGCGAAGGCAGGUGAAAGGGUGCAAAUAACUUGUACGACGGAAAAUUCAAAUCCUCCAGCUGAUAUAAAGUGGGUCGUGGCUGGCAGAAACUUUCGCAACAGUACUUCAAGAACGAAUCUUGCGAGCCAGGGUGGUUGGAUAACUACGUCGGACAUAACGUUCAACAUAAACCCGGAAGUUCGAAGUAUCGUCGUACUUUGUCACGCGCUAAACAACAAAUUGGCCGAAAAUGUCGUUGGCACGCACACCAUCAACGUCAUUUAUCCUCCUUCCGAUAUCGUCGUCACUGGUUACGAGGACGGCGAGAGUAUCGAUGCUGGCACAGUUCUGAAACUGUCAUGCACAGCAACGGCCGGAAAUCCUCCGGCUACCUUAACGUGGUACAAGAAUGACAAAAAGGUCAAUGGGAACAUGCGGACACGCGACCACGCAGUUUCCAGCGAGCUGACAAUGCUUGUUAACGCUUCCGAUAACAAUGCGAGGAUCAGAUGCGAGGCCACAAAUUCAGCUGUCGAAAUACCGCUUAUUGGACUGUUACAGCUCAAAGUCAACUUUCCUCCGGAUCAAGUCAAGAUCACUCGAGUACCAAACGAAUUUCGGGCCGGUGAAUUAGGGCAGCUUAUUUGCGAGUCGAGCAGCAGUAAUCCACCCGCUGAAAUGUCAUGGUGGAAACAGGGCAUUCCUGUUCCUGAAACUCAUAACGAUACAAAACCUGGACUGCACGGCGGAUACCUUUCCUCGGUCGAACUGUCGCUGCAGUUGAACGAAAAAAUGAACGGUGAGGUAUACACUUGUCAGGCGAGGAACGCUGCCCUGCAGAGAGCUGUACACGAUGCCACGACACUUACAAUCGCAUAUAAACCAAUCUUUUCACCGCUGGACCCGAACGAACUCGUCGGAAUGGAGGGUGAACCCUUUGUCAUAUCUGUGUUAGCAACUGGAAAUCCUACAGCGAUAACUUACACAUGGACCAGAUCUGGUUCGCCAUUGAGUACAAGCAACAAGAGAUUUACGGCUCGUGGUUCGACUCUGAAUAUAACUAAACUGGAACGUCGCGAUGCUGGAACUUACAGAUGCGAGGCAAUAAACUCAGAGGGAUCAUCUACAUACGACCUAAAUCUGACUGUACAAUUUCCAGCCAAAAUUAUACGAACUUCUAAAUCUGGGGUCGUGUAUCCUCCCGAUUCUGAGGCAAAGCUAUGGUGCGAGGUUGACGGCAGUCCAAUUGGUGACAGCUACAUUACAUGGUAUAAAGUCGGGUCGAACGCCGAUCUCAGCAGAAGAUUCCUCACUUCUUUUACAAACAAAACUUCGUACCUUCACAUCAUGGAGCCAAGUCGCGAAGACAUCGGUGAAUAUCAGUGUAACGUAAACAACGGAAUCAGCAAUGUGACAUCGAGACCAAUUCUGUUCGUCACAAAUUUCAAACCUGAAAUAGAAAGCUCACCAUUGACCAGGAAAGCUGCAGCCAACAAGGGAGCCAAAGUUCAAUUGACCUGCAAGGCAAGAGGUUCACCGCUGCCAAAAUUCACGUGGACCUUCAGUGGGAGACAACUAAUGCCCAAUAGGACUGAUAAUAAAUAUGACAUCGUUCAAACUGAGCUCACUCAGUUGUCCGCUCAAUCAGUGAUGACAAUAUACCAGGUGUCUUCGGGCGACUAUGGUAAAUACGAGUGCAAGGCACGUAACAAGGUAGGGAGUGUGAUUGAGGAGGUGUUUUUGGACGUAACAUCACCGCCAGAACCACCCUCGGAUCUCCGAGUCUACAACGUUACCCACGAUACAGUGGUUCUUGUAUGGAGGAGGGGAUUCGACGGAGGUCUUACAACUUCGCACCAAGUCAGGUGGAGACAAGCAUUGGAUUACGAAGACAGAUAUCAAUACAUUGAUGCUUCACCUGGGCAGGACCACGUCGUAAUAACUGGGCUGAACCUGGGCACUUACUACGUAUUCAGUAUAAAGGCGAUCAAUGCCAAGGGGCAGAGUGCCUUCCUCCCAGACCUGGUCAAAGUGCAAACGUUGCGACCGAAUAAUGUGGAGAGUCUCCCAGACGUUCUUGUGGUGCAAGGAGACAUCCCGAUGAAUUAUAUCUAUGCCAUCGCAGCCACACUCGUCGUCUUUUUUCUUAUUAAUCUAUUCAUCAUGUUGUGGUACAUUGUGCGAAAGCGAAACAAGGAUCGCAUAAACAAAUCUCAAACUGCGGAUAUGUACGCCCCAUCUACUGUCAAUGGAGACACGAUGACUGGCGAGUUGAGUUCAGUUUCGGAUGAGAAGAGUGACGUUAACUUCGAUGCAAACGAUUACGUGGACGAGGGGCGAAAGACGGCGGCGAGUACGUACCUAAUAGAUCAAACUAUACAAGACUUUGGGAAAAACAGCCUGGAAAUGCAGGUGCAUCACCAUAAUCAAGGGACUCUGGGUAGGCGAAGCAAUCUGCACGCUCACAGCGGCAUGCUGGAUAUGGACUCUCCUCCUCAGCGCACAACGGCUAGUGGGACUCUCUCGGUCUCAAAAUCGAGUUACAUCGGGAAUCCGAGUCCAGCCCCACCGGCCGAUGCGAGCUUCUACAGUGUGGAGAUGGACAAUGGCCGAUAUUUGGGGUAUGAAGGGAAUCCCAGCCCGGCCCCAGUUAUCGGGGACCCGGGCCUGAGCGGCUAUUAUCCUACAAUGGCAACAAUGGGGCAUCAUGCACCUUCGCACAUGGCGGGGGGAGGAACGCUGACCCGGAACAGGACGCUCCCUCGCCCAGUCCCCCCCCCAGACGUCACUGUUAUGACUGCAGGCGCAAAGUCCCCAGUACCCCCCUCGGUACCCCCCCCGCCAGCUACGUUUGCACGUGCGGCCCCCGUCCCCGCACAUUCCCACGGGCACCCACUGUCUACUUUCACCUCAACCCCAGUCUAUUCGGACAUUGACGGACAUCUUGUCUGAGAAUCAACCCCCAUGGGAAUCCUAGCAGUACCCUCGAGUCCCGCCGCGAUACGCCAAAUUCAAUACCUGGACGACGAGGAUGAUCAAGAAGACUCCGAAGAGAGUACCCGCCUCUAACCGAGCCUGCUGUUUUGAUAGUGGCCAGCGAUGCAACGUUGGGGUGAAUUGGGAAGGAAACUUACAGAUGGACGAUAUAUCUAGGUUUCUUCAUUGUGCGGGCGAUACUCAGGUUUCAGGUGAAAUAGAUCUUAGUCGACAGUAUUUAAUAGUUUGCCAAAAUCGGAAGUUGGACAUUUUCUAAAACUUGCUGAAUGAAAAACGUCUGUACCAUCCACUCUAUAAUACGUAGCAAGUCACGUGUUGCACUUUCAUGCACAUCCGCGAUAAAUCGCCCCUCCGAAGCCUCGAAAAGAAAAAAAAAAACAACAUUGAACAUAGUUU